This is a messenger RNA of Ilex paraguariensis (yerba mate), 249 nucleotides long. NCBI's taxonomy places the organism in Eukaryota, Viridiplantae, Streptophyta, Magnoliopsida, Aquifoliales, Aquifoliaceae. The record is from the annotation of a GenBank genome assembly.
AUGGAUACUCCUCUAGAGAGAUCUUUUUUUAUUCCUAGUCCUCGAAAAAAUGUGACAAUAUCGGAUCACUUGUGGCAUGUGGAAUCGGUGGCCACUCUACCUUCGAGGGCUAGCAAGAUACCUAGGCUGCACAUAGUCAUACUCGGAGAGGCACUUGUUUUUGAGGAGGAUGAUCUCGUCUUCCCUAACGAUGAUUUCUCUUGUCAAGCUCUCGUUUUCUCUCAAUGUUCCAUGUUGCUACUUUUUCUG